This is a messenger RNA of Ochotona curzoniae (black-lipped pika), 918 nucleotides long. RefSeq names its product cyclin I family member 2 (gene CCNI2). The record is from RefSeq and is a predicted model, not a curated record. Gene Ontology annotation, biological process: mitotic cell cycle phase transition; regulation of cyclin-dependent protein serine/threonine kinase activity. Bases 1 to 918 code for a protein of 305 amino acids. The transcript is spliced from 8 exons. NCBI's taxonomy places the organism in Eukaryota, Metazoa, Chordata, Mammalia, Lagomorpha, Ochotonidae. Gene Ontology annotation, molecular function: cyclin-dependent protein serine/threonine kinase regulator activity. Gene Ontology annotation, cellular component: cytoplasm; cyclin-dependent protein kinase holoenzyme complex; nucleus.
AUGCGGCUCCUCGGGCGAGAGCACGCAGUGCGCAGGACGCCAGAUGGAGACGGCGCCUGCGCAGUGCUGCCGGGCCGCGGCGCUGGGCGUCGCGCGGGCGGUGAGGCGGCCACACCUGGCAGGCGCGAGCCUGAGGAGGAGGCGCGCUCGGAGUUGCUUCAGUGGGACCUAUGGCUGCGGCCCAACGACGCAAAAAUCGUGAGGGAGCCCCAGUUGCUUAUCCGCCUGCAGCUGACCCAGGACCGCGAGGCUCGCCAGUGGCGAGGUGACCAACCCCAGCCCGAGGUCUGCGCCGCCUUCCAGGGCAUUGUACAGGAGCUCCUGCAGCUCCCCAACAUUUUCGACUUCAAUUUAGCCACGUUCAACCUGGCCUUGACCAUCUUCAGCCGCCUCGUGGCUUCAGGAAAGGUGAAGGAGAAGUUACUCCACAUUGCAGCUGUUGCUUCCCUGAGACUGGCUGUGAAAGUUGAGGAGGAGGACGAGUUAGUUCCACAGGUGAAAGACUUCAUAGAGCACUACGGCCCUGCCUACAGCCCAAAUGAGCUGCUGAGGAUGGAGCUGACCAUUCUGGACAAACUGCAUUGGGACCUGUAUCUUGCGACGCCACUGGACUUUUUGACUAUAUUCCACGGCCUGAUUGUCGUGAGCUGGCCCCAGGAGCAGAUGCUGCAGCUUCAGAGGAAUCCUUCCCUCCACGUCGCAUCCCUGACCAAGCAGCUGCAGCACUGUAUGGCGGGCCACCAGCUGCUGCAGUUCAAGGGCUCCACACUGGCCUUGGUCAUCAUCACCUUAGAGCUGGACAAGCUCAUGCCCGACUGCUGCGCUCCUACAUCUGAUCUGCUGAAGAAAGCACAGGUCAACAUGGAGCAGUACAUGUCCUGCAAGGAACUCGUCAGACAGCAGCUGAGGACUCUGUAG